AUGGACUUCGGCGACGCCCUCGCCGCUGGUUCUUCAGGCCGUUCCGAGGAGAGCUCUACCAGCACCCGCGAGCUUCACAGUCAGCACAUUUACGAGCUCCAAUUGGAGGUCAACGCCCUCCGUGCUGAAAUUCAGACUCUCAGGUCCGCAUUGCAGGCUUUGGAAGAGUCCCUUGCUCGUGCCUGGGUGAACCAGACCGGCCACCACCAACGUCUCUCGUGGCUCGAAGGGAUUAUUCAGAGCUUGAGGACUGCCUGUCGGGUGUUUCUUGAGCCAGGCCCUAACUCAGACGCUUUGCUUGGGCCAUCCGAAUUUCAUGCGGCCUUGGUCGCUGCCGAGAGGCCGCUUGUUCUGGAUGCUCAGUCUCUUCUCAUCAAGGACUUGUCUUGGCACAUAAAGGUGGGCGAGGCGUCUCGAAAGACUCCUCUUCUCCCUUGGGAGACGGGUCCCCUUUCUUGGAUCUUUGGUAGGCCACUCAAGAGGCCGCGUCUGGAGCUACCUCGGGACCUGUCUCCCGAUUCAGGAUCUGCUGUUGAUGCGGGGGUGCCUCUGGUGCAUCCACAGCCGGUGCCCAACUUUGCAAGGGAGCGUCUUAGGAUUGCAGCUCUCCUGGCUACAGACGACAGUUCUCGCUGGGAAGCUCUGAGGAAGUUCAGGACGCUGGUUUUGCUUGACCCGGCGCUGUCUCAGGUGGGGCAGUCACUUGCGGCUGAGGCUUUGAUUCUGCGAGACGGCGAUCAGAUGAGGCGAACUUUCUUGGAUGUCUUCCAUGGCAAGAGUACAGCUACCUUAGUGAAGAGAGCCUCGUCGCUUUGGAGGUUUGCCAACUUUUGUUUUGACAAUGGUCUGGGAAAUCCGCUCGGGGCUGGCGAGAAGGUUCUGUACCGAUACAUGUCGCACCUCGAGGAACAUGGCAAGCCGACAUCCGCCUCGGCUUUCCUUCAGGCCUGGAACUUCGCUGUCCACACUUUGAAGCUCUGUAGCCCGGACGCUUUGGGGGCCUUGUCUGCUAGAGUGAAGGGUGCUGCGCAGCGCAUGUACUCCUUGAAGAGGAAGCUUGUUCAGGCAGUACCUUUGACAGUGAAGCAGGUGAAAGGCCUGGAGUACGUGGUCCUGAAGUCCCCGUACCCCCAUUGGCGAAUCAUUGCGGGUCACCUCUUGAUGUGCAUAGGGUCUAGCUGCCGAUUCGCCGAUUCCUUGCAGCUGACCAGCCUCAAGGUCAGCACUGCUCAGGGUGUUACCCUGGUUGAGGCAGAGAGCUCGAAGUGGAAGACGGCUUCGAGGAAGGACCAGCUCCUUCCUUUGGCCUCCUUGGGAAAGUUCUUCGCUGAGGAGUCGUGGGGAGAAGUUUGGGCUAAGGAGCGCGAGGCUGCUGGUCUUGGCCUCGGCCCGGCGCUCCCGGCUUUCUCCGAGGUGACUGGUGAGUGGCUUAACCGUCCUAUGUCCACGGGGGAGGCCACUUGUUAUCUUAGGGAGUUCAUGACCGCGGCUUCCCAGAUGACUGCUGGUUUAGGGUGUCAUUCUCUGAAGUGCACUGUCUUGUCUUGGGCUGCAAAAUCCACGGAUGUCCCUCUCGCUGAUCGACGUUUGCUGGGGCAUCACAUAGAUCCGGGAGUGGUGUCGCCGCUUACUUAUGCGAGGGACGAGCAGACCCGACUCAUGAAGGUAGUUCAUCUUUUGGUGGAAAAGAUCAGGAAAGGAGCCUUCAAGCCGGAUGCCUCGAAGGUCUGGCGCCUCGCGAAGCUGAUUGAGUCUGGUGGCACGGAGCUGCUUAUUGAACAGACUGUGCAAGGCGAUCCCUCUAUGGAGGAGUCCGAUGACGAGGAAGGCGACUUCGGCGACGGGGACAUGGCCGCUGGAGGAGCGUGCGCCUCGAUGGAGCGAUUGAGUGCAGCUGAGCUGGACAUUGCUAAAGAUAGUCGGAUGCAUGUCUACUCGAGGGUGGUGCACAUCCUGAAAGGAUCCAAGUUCCUAUGUGGGAGGAACCUCUCUCCAAACUAUGAGGCCAUCGAUCCGGAUGUUCCCCUCCGAGACUUGCCGGUAUGCGCUCAGUGCUCGCAGAAGUACCAGCAGCCGUCCUUGAAGGACGGGACAGUAGCAGCCAUGAAUUCGACAAUUGACAGCGAAGCCACGUUCGCUGCCCGGGCCACCGAGCUCGGCAUGGAGCGCGCUCUCUUGGAUUUGCUUGUGAACAACAACGUGAAGACGAUGGGCGCGCUAGCCUUUGUGAGCCCCUAUCAAAUCGGUCAAGCAGAUGAGAAACCUCUUCUUGAAGCCCUCAAAGCCCUGAUAGGGCGCGACUUGACCGCGAAGGAGCUGAUCCCAGUCAGGCGGUUGUGGUUUGAAGCCUCGACCACAGUGAUGGGGGAGUUGAAGCAGAAAGUAGAAAGAAAUGACUCUGCUGAACCAGUUCGUCUAGCCAUAGCGGAAAGAACAACACGUCUGGAUGAGCAGAAAAAGCGCCUUGUGGGCGUGUGCAUCAACAGUGAGUCUGAACCUUCUCACCGCCUUGUGGAUGUUGUCUUCCAGCAGGGCGCGGAUCAGCAGCUGACGUGGUUGCCUUGGGAGAAGUUGACAAGUCGGGCUCAUGAGUUGACGCAUUCUCGCUCCGACAACGCCAUCCUGUUUGAUGCUCAGGGCAACAUGAGGCUGACUAAGAAGAUGCAGGAGAGCCAGUGUACUCUGACAGGUGAGCUCCAAGCUCGACAAGCGCUUCAGAGGCGCGCGUUGGCGUAUGACCUCGCCCGCUUGUGUGACUAUGCUGUCAUGGAAACCUACCAUGAGGAGUUGUUCCAGCUCCUCACUCGGCCUCCACCUCCCAAUGCCCUCUACGUCUCAAUGGGCCAAAUUCGAGAAGCUGAUAAGCACUUGUUCAUCAGGAUCGCAGAGCAAACCCGGGGCUCUCUCACGGCUCGCCCGGAUGGUGCUAAGCCUUUGCAACAGCAGCUCGAGCUUCUCAAGAACCAUCCUCAGGUGCAGUUCUUCUUGAUGCCACCGCAGAAGCCUCUCCGCUACUCUCCUUAUGAUGGCAAAGGGGAGGGCAAGAAGGGAGCUGGAGGCAAGGGAAAAGGGAAAGCAUCGACCGGUGCUCCCGCAGGAGGGGCGGCGCAAGUGGACCUCCCAUCUGGAUGCAGUGCCAAACACAAUGGCAAGCCAAUAUGCUUUGCGUACAACAGGGCGGGCUGUAAGUUUGCCAAGGAUGGCAAGCGGUUGCGCCUCGCCCUGGAUCGACUUCUUCAACGAAGGUGUUUCAAGCUGGGGCCUACAUUUUCGGUGUGCUGGCCGGUCUACGCCGGUCUUGAGUUUGUUUUCAGUAACAUUGCUGUCUUUGCGAACUUACGGACUGAGAUGCACCUAGAUCCUAAUAAUCUGGAGGGCACUUUGAACUUUGCCAUUGCCCUGUCUUCCUUCGAAAGCGGACAGAUUCGACUUGAAGGCGGGCCGCAGGGUUCUGAGGCCCUUUUGGAUGUCAAGCCAGGCGUCUUCUUUGAUGCCCGGACUCGACGCCACGGGACCUGUGACUGGACAGGUCAGCGAGUCGUUCUUGUGGCAUUCAGCCUCAGGGGCUCCGAUCGCCUUUCUGCAAAGGACGUGUUCGCUGGCUGUGCUCGCUUGUCAGCUACGUUCGCCCGGGUUGGUUUCAAGGUCAUGCCCUUUGAUGGCCCUCGGAACCCGCAUCAGCCUGAGCAUCCUGUGUGCACGCUUGACCUGACAUUGCCGAUUUGCCAACAGAUCUUCUUGAGCCGCCUCGAGAAUUCCAGUGUCUUCUUGAUUCACUUUGGGUUGCCUUGUGGCACAGGAUCGCGUGCCCGCGAGGCGCCACUUCCCCAACAUCUGCGAGCCAGUGGUGCUCCUCAGCCUCGCCCGCUCCGAGACCAUGUGCACGUCUUGGGCCUCCCUUCCUUGAGUCCUCAACAGUCUGCUAGAGUGGAGGCCGCCAACCGACUGGCCGAGUUCGUGGUGCAGGUGCUUGUGCGAGCACAUGAUCGAGGCUGGCGCAUUGUCAUCGAGAACCCCGUUCGUUCUUGGAUGUGGAGUGUUCUAGCCCACUUUGUGCGCGCGCUUGACAAGCCUCGCUUUCGGUCAUGGUACUCCGAGCUGUUCACUUUUGAUUUUGAUCAAUGCUGCUGGGGCGGUCGCCGUCGCAAAACUUCCAGGUUCUUGACCAAUGUGCCCGAGCUUCGCUCCUUGGUGGCUUCUUGUCAAAAUGAUCACCCUCACGAGCCGUACCGCAUCUUCAGAGGUGCGGCCUCUUCUUGGAAAUUCGACACAGCUUCCGAGGCCGAGUAUCCUUUGCCUUUGUGCGAACAGUACGUUCGCCUCUUGUGCCCGCUGGUCAAUGCCCAGCCGCCCAACCUGCCUAGGCCUUUGGUUCGUCAGGUUCAUCGGAAGCCUCCUGUCGUGCCUGAGUACAAAUCCUUCACAAAUGUCCGCCCUGAAAGUGGUGAGUUUCGCGAGCUCGCUUCAGAUCGGGGUGUUGGCGGGAGCAGCUCAACUCAGGGCUCCACGUUUGGAGUCUUUCACUCUAAGGGUGAGUUCCUUGAGAAGGCGCUGGAAGUUGAGCACCCCUUUGAUUCCGCCUUUGCCAUUGACGAUCAGACCAAAAGGAACGUCUUCGAGUUGCUCACCAUGGGUCUCCUGGGCCCUGCUCGCAGGCGGAUGGACACUCAGAAAAAGCUUUCAGCGUUGAAGCGUGAGCUUGCCGUCGAGGAGAAGCGUUUUCACGCCUCCCUUCCGGAGCACGCCCAAAAGGUGCUCAAGGGGAAGAACAUCUUGUUGUGGAAGAAGCUCCUUGAGGAGACCGGGUUCCCAGACAUCACGGUCGCUGAGCUCAUGGAGGGCGUCCCACUGGUCGGUAGGCCUAGUAAGUCUUCCUUGUAUGGGUGGAAGGAGCAGCCGGCGACCACAACGUUGGAUGAUCUUCUUGUUUCCUCCGUGUGGAGGAACCCUGCUCUGGCGGCGAAGGGCAGAGUUGGGGACGACCCCGUCCUAGCCGAGAAAAUCUGGCAGGCUACACUUUCGGAGGUGGAGAGGGGCUUCAUCUCGGGGCCCUACGAUUCGGAAGAGGACGUUAAGAAGGCCCUUGGAGUCUCUCACAUCUGCUGCAGCCGGCGCUUUGGGGUGAAGCAAGGUGCAGGCGAUGCUUUGAAGUAUCGCCCCAUCGACGACUUCAAGGAGAGUGCCAUAAAUUCUGCCUACCACGCGGUGGAUCGCUUGCAGCUGCAUGACGUCGACUACUUUGUUUCCUUGAUAAGGUUUCUGGCGAACUCCGUGGACGACUCGGGUGCAGUCAAUGUCGAGCUGUCCGACGGGACAGUGCUGAGUGGGGCUGUGCACAGUGACUUUCGAUCGGGGCGGCGCUGGCUUGGAAGGUGUCUCGAUCUGGAAAAGGCGUAUAAGCAGGUUCCCAUAUUGGCCGCUCACUUGCCCCUAGCCGUCAUAAUGGUAUGGGACCCGAACACCAGCCGCAACAGAUAUUUUACCACUUGGAGCAUGCCGUUCGGCGCAUGCGCGGCCGUGUUUGGAUUCAAUCGCAUAUCCAGGUCGCUCUUACAUCUGGCAUCGCACCUUUGCGCCGUCAUAGGAGGCGUGUAUUUUGAUGAUUAUCCUAUGAUUGAGCCUGCUGAGUCUUCUAGGAUGUGCAGCCUCUCGGUGGAAACCCUGCUUGACUCCUUGGGAUGGUCUUAUGCCGUCGGUGACGACAAGGGUCAGCCUUUUGAGGAAACCUUCAACCUCCUUGGCAUGCGGCUGGGCGUUUCUAGAAUCAUGGAUGACAUCCUCGAGCUCGAGAACAAGCCCAGCCGGGUCCAGAAGCUCGUUGAGGCAGCCAGGAGAAUGGCUGCGAGUGGGGUUGUGAGCAAGAGUGACUCUGCAUCCCUUCAUGGCCAACUGAACUUCAUGGUGGGCUUCGCUUCCGGCCGUUCCUUGAAAUUUGCUGCGCGAGCCUUGUCAAACCUUUAUCACUUUCCACGGGAUCAGCCUGACGAGGAGGUGAAGUCCUUGGGCCGCUACCUUGAGUCUGCGCUUUUGAGCUUGGAGCCCAAGGUCAUCAGGCUGAGGUCAGGCGGGAGGCCGGUGUCAGUCUUCAGCGACGCCUCUUACGAAGAUGGCGUGGCGGCAUGGGGCAUUGUCUUGGCAGACCCUGUCUCUGGUGAGAGGCUGGUAGCUGGCGGGAUUGUAGAUGAUCGCCUUGUGCAGUUUUGGCUUGAUGAAGGAGUUGAACAAGUCAUUUCACAGGCCGAGGCCUUUGCUUUGGUUCUGGCAAGGAGAGCUUUCAAGGACCACCUGCAGUGCCGCAGAUGCGUGUUCUAUGUCGACAAUGAUGCGGUGCGCUAUGUAUGCAUUAAGGCGAGCAGUCCGAGCCGAACCCUCCUCUCCUUGGCCUGCUCCUUUUACGCCAGUGAGUCUCAUGACGGAGUCAUUUCAUGGCUGGAGCGUGUUCCUUCUGCUAGCAAUAUCGCUGAUCUCCCUAGCAGGGGAGAAUGCGCUGAGGCGGCAAAGCUGAUAGGAGGCAAGAUUGUCGACUGCAGUCAGAUUGCAUCGGACCUGACUUCGGAAAUUUUGUCCGUGGAUGAUCUUCCGUGGAGCCUUCUCGCUACGUCCUACAAGGACAAAGCACCUCCGAUCUUCUUGUGA
Symbiodinium sp. CCMP2592 is the source of this 6636-nucleotide messenger RNA. The record is from the annotation of a GenBank genome assembly. NCBI's taxonomy places the organism in Eukaryota, Dinophyceae, Suessiales, Symbiodiniaceae.